AUGCGCAGAGCUCCCAACUUUGCCAGCGCCAUCCUGGGCACAUGGGUAGCCGCCAAGCUGGGACUGGCGAGUCCAGAUCUAGUUUCCACAAGUAGGCGAGACACCGGUGUGGCCAGCUCCAUUCUAUCAAGCGCCAGGGAACAAGUCAAACCAAAGGAUGCCGAGGAAUUUGUCUUCAAAGAUAUCGAUGCCUUGUUGUUGCCAGGAGAAGGAACAAUGUUGCUUGGCGCCAGUUCCAGUGGCAAAACCACCCUUAUGAGGACCAUUCAAGAUGUGAUUGGUGGGACUGCCAAGAACCGCUUGAAAGGUUCCAUUAGCAUGGGAAAGCUCCAUAUCCCAGCAGCUGAAGCUGCCACUACCGUAAAGGACAAGAAUUAUGGACGCAUGACAGCAUUUGUUGAUCAGGGUGACAUAAAUCUCACACCCAUUAUGACUGUCGAAGAAACCAUUCGCUUUGCCCGUCUCUGUGCCGAGGGCAAACAUGACUUCAUUGAUGAAUCCAUUUUGGAAUUUCUCAAACUUUUGGGAUUGGAUCAUGUCAAGGAUACCGUCGUGGGAAACUCUGAUAUUAGAGGGGUCAGCGGUGGACAGAAAAGGAGACCAUGGAUCUUCAGGGUGGGGUUUCCUAUACUUCUGGCUGCUAUUCUCGCUACUGGCUCUGAAUGGCUCGGCCGUUUCAAGAAUCUUGGCCUAUAG
Messenger RNA from Seminavis robusta, 696 nucleotides. The record is from the annotation of a GenBank genome assembly. NCBI's taxonomy places the organism in Eukaryota, Bacillariophyta, Bacillariophyceae, Naviculales, Naviculaceae.